AUGUCAAAACUAGAGUCGUCAAUAAAGACUACAAGCACUAACGAGAAAAGUCCAAAUUAUCAAAUGAGAUUAUUUAUUGUUGGUGAAAUAUAUUCAACUGAAUUAAGUUAUUUAAAACAUUUGAAAAAAUUGAGAAAACGUACAUUAUACAAUCCAAUAAUAAUACAACCCGAAACUGGUGACGAUUUCAGGACUCCUAUUUGUUCUGAGAAUGAUAAUGGUGAUUCCGAUGAGGAUGAUGAGAAUAAUGAAAGUGAUGAAGAGUGUGGACUGAGAUUGGAUGUCAACGAAAUCAGUUUCGAUGAAUAUAUCGAUCAGGGUGACAAGCACGUUAACAUUUCAGCAUUAUUCAAAACAUACCAGUCAAAAGCAUCAGACCUUUCUAAAGAUUCUGGUUUACUAAUUACGAAAAAUUAUCAAGAAAGAUUGAGUCUGUCGCAUAUUCUUUUACUAAGAUCUGAUAACUAUUCGGAAAUGCAAAUGAAGACAUUCUCUAGGGAAACACUCGAAGACUUGAUAAAGGAGAUUAAAUUAAAUUUUAUUGGAAAGGAAAAGGUGACAAGAGACAUAAAAUUAAUACUACAGGAGUAUAUUGAGGUUGCUCUUGAUGAUGAUGAUGGUGGGUUGUGCAAGCUUCACGAAACAAUUACGAACAAUUUCUCAAAAACAUUCGAUUCAACGAAUGAAAAAUAA
Molecule: messenger RNA, 693 nt
Organism: Entrophospora sp. SA101
Lineage: Eukaryota; Fungi; Glomeromycota; Glomeromycetes; Entrophosporales; Entrophosporaceae
Source: the annotation of a GenBank genome assembly